CUGGUGCAUUGUGAAAAAAAAAACAUCUCCGUGUAGUGUAGUGCCGUGCGUAGGAGACAUAAGAACGUGAUGGCUGUGUCUAAGUUUAGUGAUGUUGACGAAUAUGGAUUCAAGCGGGAACCAGAUUUCGAUUACCAGUCGUAUGAGAAUAUUAUGUCCAGUUAUCUAUCGGUGCUCACGACACGCAGCAUGCGAUGGCAGAAGUUUCUCAAGAGUGCAGACAUGCUGAAGAACCGUUCCAAAUUAAAGCGCUUCGUCCGGAAGGGUGUACCAGGUUCGCUCAGGGAGGAAGUGUGGAUGAAAACGUCCGGUGCGGAGGAACUACAGCAACAGCAACCAAACCUCUAUCAAACGCUGCUAACGUACGAAUUUGACCAGGAAAUAUCGGAUCAAAUCAAACUCGAUCUUCCUCGUACAUUUCCGGACAACAUCCAUUUUGAACAGUAUCAAUUGAGCUUGUACAAUGUGCUGAUCGCAUUUGCCCACCACAAUCGCACGGUUGGGUACUGUCAAGGCCUAAACUAUAUAGCUGGAUUAUUAUUACUGGUAACUAAAAAUGAAGUGUCCUCAUUCUGGCUGCUAAAAGUAGUGGUGGAGAACAUCGUACCCCUGUAUCACACCAAAACGAUGGAUAAUCUCAUCACCGAUAUUGAGGUGCUUAGUGAACUGAUCCGACUACGUGCACCGGACGUUCAUAGGCACAUCUUUGAUUUGGGACUGCCCUGGCCUGUGAUAGCGACCAAAUGGUUCAUCUGCCUGUACGCCGAGGUAGUUCCAACGGAGACUGUACUUCGGAUAUGGGACUGUUUGUUUCUCGAGGGUAACAAGAUACUGCUGCGCGUUGGCCUGACGGUAGUGGUGCGCCUCCGGCAAGAUUUGUUAGCGACCGACGAUAUCUCAACGCUGAUCGGGCUGUUCCGUUCGUUAGAAAAAUCGCACGUGCUCAUGGACUGCCACGAGUUUAUGAAGAGUAUCUUCAAGGUGCCGGGUAAUUUGCGCCGCUCACAGCUGGAUGGACUUCGGCAGCGGUUUUACAACGAACGGAUGGCGAACAAGGCUAAAGGUUCCUAGGGGUUGGAGAGCUAUAUUCAGAAGAGAUACAGACUGAAUAUAGUGUAGACCAAAGCUGUGACUGGC
This is a messenger RNA of Anopheles maculipalpis, 1137 nucleotides long. RefSeq names its product growth hormone-regulated TBC protein 1-A. The transcript is spliced from 6 exons. The coding region runs from base 70 to 1071 and encodes 333 amino acids. The record is from RefSeq and is a predicted model, not a curated record. Lineage: Eukaryota; Metazoa; Arthropoda; Insecta; Diptera; Culicidae.